GCAAAGCGUGUAGGGCGCGCGUUGCAUCUCAUGGCGCGGAUCCAUGCGCAGUAUGAGGCUCAGUACCAGGCGGUAAAUAUCAGCGCUCCUCAUGUAAAAUAGAAGCCACUCCUCUCCGCACGAGGGAUAUUUUGUCGCAAGGAGCCAGGGCUGUUCUGGCUCGAGCUACAGUCUGAACUGGAAGAGCUUCGGGAAUAACAGAAUCCAUCAUGAAUCCCAUGUCCCAUCUCUACUAUAAGAAGUCCAGCUACUCUCCGUAUCGGGACCGGAUCCCUCUGCACAUCGUGCGGGCGGAGGUGGAGCUCUCUCAGGAAGAGCGAGCGUUCCUGCUGGCCGUGGAGAAGGGAGACUACGCCGGGGUCAAGCAUGCGCUGCAGGAAGCGGAGGUCUACUACAACAUUGAUGUGAACUGUGUGGAUCCGCUGGGUCGCAGUGCUCUGCUGAUUGCAAUAGAGAAUGAGAACCUGGAGGUGAUGGAGCUGCUGCUGGACCACGGAGUCAACACUGGAGAUGCUCUGCUCUACGCCAUACGGAAGGAGGUGGUGGGAGCGGUGGAGUUACUGUUAUCUCACAGACGGCCGAGUGGAGAAAAACAGGUACCCUCUCUAAUGAUGGACGCCCAGUUUUCAGAGUUUACGCCUGAUAUCACUCCCAUCAUGCUAGCUGCCCAUACUAACAACUAUGAGAUCAUUAAGCUGCUGGUCCAGCACAAAGUGACCAUUCCCAGACCGCAUCAGAUCCGCUGUGACUGUGUUGAGUGUGUCUCCAGCUCUGAGGUGGACAGUCUGCGUCAUUCCCGCUCCCGUCUCAACAUCUACAAAGCCCUGGCCAGUCCUUCACUGAUCGCCCUGUCCAGCGAGGACCCCAUCCUCACCGCGUUUAGACUGGGCUGGGAGCUGAAGGAGCUCAGCAAGGUGGAGAACGAGUUCCGGCAGGAGUACGAGGAGCUCUCGCAGCAGUGCAAACGCUUUGCCAAAGAUCUUCUGGACCAGGCGCGAAGCUCCCGUGAACUGGAGACCAUCCUGAAUCACCGUGAUGACCAGAGCGAGGAGCUGGACCCGCGGGAAUGCAGAGACCUGGCCAAGCUAAAGCUGGCCAUCAAAUAUCACCAGAAAGAGUUUGUGUCUCAGCCGAAUUGUCAGCAGCUGUUGGCUACACUCUGGUACGAUGGCUUCCCGGGAUGGCGUCGCCGGCACUGGGCCGUGAAGCUGGUCAUGUGCAUCAUCAUCGGCCUUCUCUUCCCAGUGUUUUCCAUUAUCUACCUGCUGGCUCCUCGGAGCUCACUGGGAUUCUUCAUUAAGAAGCCUUUCAUCAAAUUCAUCUGCCAUACUGCCUCUUACCUUACCUUCCUCUUCCUCCUACUCCUCGCCUCCCAGCACAUCGCACGCACCAACCUCCACAUGCAGGGCCCACCGCCUACUGUAGUGGAGUGGAUGAUACUGCCCUGGGUGUUAGGGUUUAUCUGGGCUGAAAUUAAGGAGAUGUGGGAUGGAGGUUUCACUGAAUACGUUCAUGACUGGUGGAAUCUCAUGGACUUCGCUAUGAACUCACUUUACUUAGCAACCAUUUCUCUGAAGAUGGUUGCUUAUGUCAAGUAUAACAGCUCUCGUCCUCGUGAGGAGUGGGAGAUGUGGCAUCCGACACUGAUGGCAGAGGCUCUGUUCGCCAUCGCCAACAUCUUCAGCUCCCUGCGGCUGAUCUCGCUCUUCACCGCCAACUCUCACCUGGGUCCGCUGCAGAUCUCUCUCGGCCGGAUGCUCCUCGACAUCCUCAAGUUCCUCUUCAUCUACUGCCUGGUGCUGCUGGCCUUCGCCAACGGCCUCAACCAGCUCUACUUCUACUACGAGACGCAGGCUGCAGACGAGCCCAACCACUGCAAGGGUAUCCGCUGCGAAAAACAGAACAACGCCUUCUCCACGCUAUUCGAGACCCUCCAGUCUCUGUUCUGGUCCAUAUUUGGGCUGCUGAAUCUUUACGUCACUAACGUGAAGGCGAGGCAUGAGUUCACUGAGUUUGUUGGAGCGACCAUGUUCGGCACCUACAACGUGAUUUCUCUGGUCGUGCUGCUCAACAUGCUCAUCGCUAUGAUGAACAACUCCUACCAGCUUAUCGCUGACCAUGCAGACAUUGAGUGGAAGUUUGCCAGGACGAAGCUGUGGAUGAGUUAUUUUGAUGAGGGCGGGACACUUCCUCCACCAUUCAACAUCGUUCCCAGCCCAAAGUCAGCCUGGUACCUCUGCUGCUGGCUCCACAGGUGGCUGUGCUGGAGAGGUGAUGCUCCACACAGCGAGAAACAUGAGAACCUCAAGGAUUUAACAGAAAAACAUGCCGACAGGAUUAUUCAGAAUAAACACUAUCAGGAGGUGAUUCGUAGUCUGGUGAAGAGGUAUGUAGCAGCUAUGAUCCGCAGUGCAAAGACAAACGAAGGAUUAACAGAGGAGAACUUUAAGGAGCUGAAGCAGGACAUUUCUAGUUUUCGUUAUGAAGUUAUGGACCUCCUCGGAAACCGAAAGCCGCCACGCCGCACGUACUCUUCGAGUAGCGAGGCCACGCUUCGAGACGAGGGCAGCGACGACGGCCACAGCGACGGUAGCAAAGCCAAGAUCAAAACAGCUCCGGGUGCCGGUUCCCCGUACGGAGUCUCGGCUCUCUUCCACUCCCUCUCUGGAAUGGAGUUCCCCACGUCCACCACAGCAAUAAGUACCUCCCACAGGGAGGACAGACCAAAGAUCAACGGGCUGAGGAAAAACCCCUCGCCCUGCUCUUCCACUUCCUCAGUGACUGCGGCCGGGCCGGCCCUCUCCAGAACGUGGAGCAGGUUCACGCGCUUCUCGGGCUCCAAGAAGACCUCCUUCAGACGGCUGGGGCUGCUGUUCUCCCGCAUGGGCAGUCACCUUCCCCAGCCUGCUGGCGUUACUUCCGCCACCUACACCAUCUCAGACGGACUUCUCCAGCCUCCAGGAGCCUGGAGAGACCUGGGCAUCUCCCGUGGCGAUGGUCCCGUCACCCGCAGCGAGACCAGCCUCAAUCACGCAGAUACGCCCGCCGCCGACUCUGUCAGUGUUCCCACCUCCACAAACAGACAGAGAACCAAUGGGAGGGACAUUCUGUUGACUUUAGGGCCCCUGGCUCCUCCUCCUUCCCUGCACUGUGCUUCCAGUUUUUCUGCCUCCAGUUCCCGUCUCCUGGACUCGAGUGAGGACGUGUUUCAGGGAUUAGUUGGGCCUUACGAUGGACACGUGCCGGACGCCUCCGACCGCGGGGCGGAGCAUGACGACUCAGUGACCACACAGUUAUAGUAUUGCAAGCAUGCACUGUGGUGAAUGCACUUUAAUUACUACAAUAAUAUUUGAUGAUAACAAUAACAGUGACCUUUCUAUUAACUACAGAAUCUUUUUUAUUUGAUCUGCUGGGAAUAUUUUUCUCAUUUUCAGUCAGAUUCAAAGCAAAUGCAGGCAUUUUGAAUUUAUAUGUGUGGCUUGUGGAAAAGUGAAGACAUUUUUAGGAAACUGUAUUAUUCUUCUAUCAAAUAUGAACAGCUUGAGAAUUCAAAGGUUACAGACAGUUUAAGAUCAUAAAGGGGUCAAAGAAUGAAAGAGUGUUACAGCCAGAAGACUUUAAACUGUUAACAAUAACUGUGUGAGCAACCCUAUCAUAUUACAGCACUACUUGCAAGUAAUAAAGCACUGAAUGUUACUA
Messenger RNA from Astyanax mexicanus (Mexican tetra), 3699 nucleotides. RefSeq names its product transient receptor potential cation channel, subfamily C, member 5a (gene trpc5a). Lineage: Eukaryota; Metazoa; Chordata; Actinopteri; Characiformes; Acestrorhamphidae. The coding region runs from base 210 to 3299 and encodes 1029 amino acids. Gene Ontology annotation, molecular function: store-operated calcium channel activity; inositol 1,4,5 trisphosphate binding; protein binding. Gene Ontology annotation, cellular component: cation channel complex; membrane. The record is from RefSeq and is a predicted model, not a curated record. Gene Ontology annotation, biological process: calcium ion transmembrane transport; regulation of cytosolic calcium ion concentration; manganese ion transport. The transcript is spliced from 11 exons.